AUGCAUCUAAACUUCAAUCCGCCUUCGUCGAUGCCACCACAAGAUCCGACGAAUUUGGAGUCCGACAGAAAGAACUACCCACGCAACUCAACCGGUGCAAACAUGGACGAGAUCCCUCCAUUUCACACAGAACAACAACAUCGUCGUAGAUCCACCGUCGAAAUUUCUAUGAUCCAACCGUCUCCCCUUCAAAUCUGGAGACAACUGCAGUCGCCUGUGCGUAAUCAUCAUGAUUCCGCUCUAAUUCGUAAAGUCAUUGUCCGUUAG
Vicia faba (fava bean) is the source of this 267-nucleotide messenger RNA. Lineage: Eukaryota; Viridiplantae; Streptophyta; Magnoliopsida; Fabales; Fabaceae. The record is from the annotation of a GenBank genome assembly.